UUUGAGAGCAAAGCCGUCAUUUGAGAUGCCAUUGAUCAACAACGACUACAGCUACAAUAUCACUGCUUUCAGAAUUAUUCUUCAAGCAAUUUUACCAUCAAAUUUCUCACUCAACGUGUCAAACGAAGAACUUCAAUGCUUGAUUGAGCAAAAAAGAAAAAGUAUCAAAAUGAUCGCCCCUCCUGACAACUACACAUCGGACUGUGGAGGAGAAGCCCUAAUGGAUUUGGUGAAGAACUACUCUGACAACUAUCACUUUUACUGUUCAGUGUUAGUGUGUGUAUUCGGAAGUGUUGCUAACGUCCUGAACAUUGUGGUCCUCACGCGGAAGGACAUGGCUUCCGCCCCGAUAAAUAGAAUUCUCACAGCUCUAGCCAUCGCUGACAUGCUGCUAAUGAUUGAAUACAUUCCGUUUGCAUACUACUAUCACUUGGAGUUAUUCAAGAAUAGGGAUUUUCCCUACUACGGGGCUGUGUUUAUGCUAUUCCACAAUCACUUCGUGCAGAUUCUUCAUUCCAUAUCAAUAUGUCUCACGCUGACUCUGGCGAUUUGGAGGUUCAUGGCCAUCGGGUACCCCGAGAAAAACCACAUUCUCUGUACAGACAGACGAUGCACUUUCGCCAUCUGGACCUGCUACAUCCUCCCCAUAUUUCUCUGCAUCCCGAACUACUAUAUCUUCGAAAUAACCUCCACAGACAUUGAUGAGUACGGACAAAUAUUCACGUUGUAUCACAUCAGCCUCACCAGUAAUGUCAACUCGGACAAAACCCUCCUCAAAGUAAACUUCUGGUUCUUCGCAGUCAUCCUCAAGUUAUUGCCUUGUGCCAUUCUUACCAUAAUCAGCUGCUGGCUGAUACGCACGUUAUUCGUAGCCAAAAAACGAAAGCAAGUGCUGCGAGGUUAUGACUCGUUUCCUCUGACGGAGAACGGCAAAGAGCCGAAACGCAAAGGAACGAAGUCCGAAAGAAGGGCAGACAGAACGACAAAGAUGCUGAUAGCGGUGCUGUUGCUAUUUCUCGUAACCGAAUUCCCGCAAGGAUUAUUUGCCUUCUUCAUUGGGUUGAAGGGAAAGGAUCUGUUUCUGACGUGCUACCAACACUAUGGGGAAGUUAUGGAUAUGAUGGCUCUCGUCAACGGUUCAAUCAACUUCAUACUGUACUGCUGUAUGAACAGGAUGUUUAGGUCGACGUUUGGACAGUUGUUCAAGCCGAAGAUAUUGAAUAAGUGGGCUGGAACUCCCACUGAUAUUCGUGCAACAGCAUUGCCGAAUGGAACCAACACUACCACAACCCUUUGAGGGAUGUGGCAAUCCAGAAGAAUCCACAAGACGUUCAAAACUUCUUUUUGGUCAUCGGAUUCAAGACACUUCUCCUGUACGAGAAUUUGAUCAAGACUUUCAAGACUUCGAAACACUUAAUGUUCUGUGCUGUGAGAAAGGCGCGAUACUGAUAUAAAGUUUUCUAAUUUCAACGAACCUUUGACGUUACACAAGAAUUUAUCUUUAUGUCUAGAACUGAAUGAUUAUUCAUAUUCGACAAGUUGGUUGGAAGACCAUAUCAAAAGUUCUCAGUUUGGAGAAAUAGAGAAACAGUUUUUGGAACCCCCAAAAAACUUUUUGAUUUUCAAAGUUUGAAAUACUGAAAAUUCAGAUCGUGAAAAAAUUUCCUUUGGCGAUGACGAUAUUUAACGUCCUCAAGAUAAACAUUUCAUAGGAGUUCAUUAUAACGAAGGUAAAGACAAAGACCUGAAAAAAAAAUGUAAAGAAUAAAACUUGUAAAAUGUCAUCAAUCAAUUAUGAAAAUAAGAUACAAGAGAUUUAUUUUUCAAUAAUUUCUUAUAUUGAGAAGAG
Molecule: messenger RNA, 1849 nt
Organism: Leptinotarsa decemlineata (Colorado potato beetle)
Lineage: Eukaryota; Metazoa; Arthropoda; Insecta; Coleoptera; Chrysomelidae
Product: G-protein coupled receptor dmsr-1
Biological process (GO): G protein-coupled receptor signaling pathway
Cellular component (GO): plasma membrane
Molecular function (GO): G protein-coupled peptide receptor activity
Source: RefSeq, a predicted model, not a curated record